AUGUUCUCGGCCACGCUAAUGGACACAAACUGUGACGAACACCCUGGAAUGCGCGUCGUCUACAGGAAGGACGACCAACUCUUCAAUCAGGGGUGGAUGCACUUCCAGUCAUAUGCAGCCUCUACUUCCGUCCAUGAACUUCUCUUCACUGACGACUGCACUCUCAACGCCACCUCCGAAAGGGACGUGGAAAGGAGCCUGAACCUCUUCGCUGCUGCAUUUGACAACUUCGGCCUUUUCAUCGAUACACAGAAGACGGUGGUUUUGCCUCAACCGCUAUCCGACGCUGACCACGUCGCACCCCAAAUCAACGUGAGCAGAACCCAACUGCAAGUCGUGGACAACUUCACCUACCUGGGCUGCACCCUCUCUCGCAACACCAAGAUCGACGAUGAAGUGGCCUGUCGGAUCUCAAAAGCCAGUCAAGCCUUCUGCCGUCUGUAA
Spirometra erinaceieuropaei is the source of this 444-nucleotide messenger RNA. The record is from the annotation of a GenBank genome assembly. Lineage: Eukaryota; Metazoa; Platyhelminthes; Cestoda; Diphyllobothriidea; Diphyllobothriidae.